Diospyros lotus (date-plum) is the source of this 576-nucleotide messenger RNA. Its product is annotated as LOB domain-containing protein 18-like. Gene Ontology annotation, biological process: hormone-mediated signaling pathway; positive regulation of DNA-templated transcription. The transcript has a single exon. The record is from RefSeq and is a predicted model, not a curated record. NCBI's taxonomy places the organism in Eukaryota, Viridiplantae, Streptophyta, Magnoliopsida, Ericales, Ebenaceae. Bases 1 to 576 code for a protein of 191 amino acids. Gene Ontology annotation, cellular component: nucleus.
AUGCCGAGGCGUAACAUGCCAUGGGGUAACAUACCAAGGCCCCGGUCUCGAUAUGGUGCUUGCGUAGUCUUAAAUAGAGAAUGCAAUUCACAGUGCAUCUUUGCUCCUUACUUCCGUUGUGAGGAUGCUAUUGCUCACUUUGUUGCCAUCCACGAUGUUUUUACUGUCAAGAAUGUUGUCAACUUCCUAGCUCCGCUUCCGGUCAGCGACCAAUUUUGGGCUUUUGAUACACUCUUAUUUGAAACUCAAGCCCAGCUUCAAGAUCCCGUCUAUGGCUGUGUAUCUCACAUUCUUUCCCUUCAGCAGCAGGUUAGUGAGUUGCAAGCUUAUCGAGCUUAUUUGCAAGAUUCACUAUUCGCAUAUUAUUCUUUGUAUCCCCAACCUAUUCCUCAACCUGAUCAAAACCCAAGCUGGAAUUUUGAUCUUCCUAUCAUCCCAGAGGAUGUCCCUCAUCUUAGUUUCUCAGAGGCUACUCUUCCACCUUACCCUGGUGAAGCUAGCAGUAGCCAAAUGCCACCCCCAAAUGACAUCGAUGAGCUGGGACCUGUCGUGUUUGGCAACCAUUGUCCUCAUUGA